AUGGAGCAACACACCAACGACACAAAGUUCUUUGAUGUUAUCAUCAUCGGUGCUGGAAUAUCUGGCAUCAACGCAGCAUACCGCCUACAAACAGAAGGCCCUUCGAAUCUCACCUACGCCAUACUUGAAGGUAGAGAUUCCAUUGGUGGCACUUGGGAUCUAUUCAAGUACCCUGGUAUCCGAUCAGACUCCGACAUUUUCACCUUUGGCUUUCCCUGGAGUCCUUGGACACGUAAUGAGUCUUUGGCCCCCGGAGAAGAGAUCAAAGAUUACAUGAUCGAAUCAGCUCGCUCGGCCGGUAUCGACCAUCACAUCUGUUACAAGCAUUCUGUCAAACAAGCCAACUGGUCUACCAAGGACAAGAGAUGGAACUUGGAGGUAUUCAGCAACGGCGAUGAGAAGCCCACCACGUUCCAAGCCAAAUUCUUGCUUCUUGGAACUGGGUACUACGACUACCAGACACCUUUGCAGACCGUCAUUCCUGGAAUCGAGAGAUUUCAAGGCAAAGUUAUUCAUCCCCAGUUCUGGCCUGAAGACUACGACUACACCAACAAAGACGUUGUAGUCAUCGGAAGCGGCGCUACGGCCGUCACCAUCGUUCCGUCUGUGGCAGACAAGGUCAAACGAGUCACCAUGCUUCAACGGAGCCCCAGUUACAUCUUUCCUCUCCCCUCAAGUAGCUUCUUCACGCGCCUUCUCUUCACCAUUCUCCCCGCCAGCAUCGCCCUCUUCAUCAAUCGUCUUCUAUGGCUAGUGAGGAGCUAUCUCACCACGGUUAUGUGCAAGUCCUGCCCUGGACUAGCCAAGAAGAUCAUCAAGCACGUCACCAUCAAACAACUACCUCCCAACGUCAAGUGGGAUCCUCACUUCAAACCCCGCUAUAACCCAUGGGAGCAGCGCUUUUGUGCAUGCUUGAACGGCGAUUUCUUUGCUGCUAUUCGUUCUGGAAAGGCAGAUGUUGUGACCGACAAGAUCAAGACUGUCACGGAGAAGACCAUCGAGCUUGAAUCGGGAGAGACGUUGCAUCCUGAUUUGAUCGUCACGGCGACAGGUCUCAAGGUGCGCUUUGGAGGUGGUAUCAGGUUCAGUAUGGAUGGCAGUGAGUUCAACGUCGCCGACAAGUUCGCCUGGAAGGCUGCCAUGCUUGAGGAUGUCCCCAACUUGCUUUUCAUGACGGGAUAUGAGAACGCAUCAUGGACUCUGGGUGCCGAUGUCAGCGCUCGACUAUGUGUGCGUAUCCUGCGAAAGAUGGAAGAGAAGAAGGCAGUUGCUGUCAUUCCACGUCUGACAUCUUCAGAGGGCAUGCCUGUGAAGCCAAUGAUGAGCUUAUCCUCAACAUAUCUGAAGAAUGCUGGGUCGGUGUUUCCCAAGGGUGGUACGGGGUUGUGGAGUCCCAAGUCAAAUUACUUUUCGGACAUGGCUGGUGCGAAAUGGGGUGAUAUCACUACAGGGCUGGAGUAUGUUUCAUAG
This is a messenger RNA of Fusarium poae, 1470 nucleotides long. RefSeq lists its product as uncharacterized. NCBI's taxonomy places the organism in Eukaryota, Fungi, Ascomycota, Sordariomycetes, Hypocreales, Nectriaceae. The record is from RefSeq and is a predicted model, not a curated record. The coding region runs from base 1 to 1470 and encodes 489 amino acids. Gene Ontology annotation, molecular function: flavin adenine dinucleotide binding; NADP binding; N,N-dimethylaniline monooxygenase activity. The transcript has a single exon.